Aaosphaeria arxii CBS 175.79 is the source of this 1199-nucleotide messenger RNA. RefSeq lists its product as uncharacterized. Gene Ontology annotation, cellular component: spindle midzone; microtubule organizing center; microtubule plus-end. Gene Ontology annotation, biological process: spindle assembly; regulation of microtubule polymerization or depolymerization; protein localization to microtubule plus-end. The transcript is spliced from 5 exons. Gene Ontology annotation, molecular function: microtubule plus-end binding. The record is from RefSeq and is a predicted model, not a curated record. Lineage: Eukaryota; Fungi; Ascomycota; Dothideomycetes; Pleosporales. The coding region runs from base 84 to 818 and encodes 244 amino acids.
CCCAAAGUCGCCAUCCUUUCCCUUCUUCACAUCCCUAAGACUCUCACAUCUUCGAUUAUUACUCUCUGCAAACAAUUUCCACCAUGGGAGAGUCAAGACAAGAACUCGUUGCUUGGUUGAACAACCUGCUCCAACUCAACAUCACAAAAGUCGAACAAUGCGGUACUGGAGCAGCGCUUUGCCAGAUCUUCGACAGCAUCUAUUACGAUGUACCGAUGUCGAGAGUCAAAUUCAAUGCGAACACCGAGUAUGCAUAUUUACAAAACUUCAAGAUAUUGCAGAACACAUUCGCCAAGCACCAGAUUGACCGACCCAUGCAUGUCGAACAGCUCGUGAAGUGCAAGAUGCAGGACAACUUGGAGUUUCUCCAGUGGACGAAGCGAUACUGGGACCAGUACUUCCCUGGUCAUGACUACGACCCGGUUGCCCGCCGCAAAGGACAGGCCGUUGGCGGUGGUCCCGGUGCUGGUGCCCGCGCACCUGCUGCACGAAGGGCGCCUGCUGCCAGCAACUCGGCGGCACCCAGGACACGAACUCCCCUCGGAGCCGGUGCAGGAGCUGCGGGUGGUGCUGCAGUUGCCGCUCUACGAGAGGAGAACAACGUACUGAAGGAGACCGUGACCGGCCUCGAGCGUGAACGCGAUUUCUACUUCAGCAAGCUCCGUGACAUUGAGCUCCUGAUCCAACAAGCCAUGGAGGCCGACCCAGAGCUAGAGAAGGACGAGGGACUGCUGAAGCAGAUCCAGACCAUACUAUACUCGACAGAAGAAGGAUUCGAGAUUCCCGCCGAGGGUGAGCAGGAGGAGGAGACAUUUUAAGCAAUAUUUGAUGUCAUUCUGCAUUUGAGCGUGGAUUGGGCCGGGAUACCCUAUAUUUCUCUGGGUUUCUUUGCUAUCGGACAGAUGAUUGAUGAAGCGUAUGCGGAUAAGGAUCUUGGGCGGCAAGUUGAUUGCUAUGGAUGGAGCUUAUUCGAGCAGUGGAAGUGCUCGUAGAAUCCAAGCCAGGCAUGGGCGAGCUCGCCGUCAGUUUUUUGACGUUGUCUGGCUUGGUCCUCUGUGCGCGGAAGUAAUAACAUGAUUUUCGUUCGACUAAGACACUGCUGUUAUUCCAAUGUAUUUCUUCUGAACUCCUUUACAAAGCCAUGGCAAUCGUGUGAUUGCUGCGCCGAGGAAUCUAAGCGACGUAACGGCAACGUCAAU